Messenger RNA from Sebastes umbrosus (honeycomb rockfish), 4813 nucleotides. It is a transcript of the gene stk24b, whose product is annotated as serine/threonine kinase 24b (STE20 homolog, yeast). Gene Ontology annotation, biological process: protein phosphorylation. Bases 949 to 2247 code for a protein of 432 amino acids. The transcript has 11 exons. The record is from RefSeq and is a predicted model, not a curated record. Gene Ontology annotation, molecular function: ATP binding; protein kinase activity. Lineage: Eukaryota; Metazoa; Chordata; Actinopteri; Perciformes; Sebastidae.
UUAGACUAUAAACUGUGUUACCUUCAUCACAAUGCUGAAAUGUUGUCGUUUUGUUUGCCUAAAAUGUCUCUUUUAAUAGCUGCAGGUUGCAGACCCCUGCUCCAGCUGAAGGUGGUUUAUUAAUUAGCUUAUUAAUAGCACUUUAUCAGGAUAUCUGGACCAAAUCACAGCUACUAACUGGAGUUUCCUCAGCCAUAAUGAAACAGUUUAUUAUGGCUGUCUGUCUUUAAGCAUCACUGACUCUACUCUUAAACUUUAAGCAUCACUGGUCCCCCCACCUGGCAGCAGCAUCACCACCACCUCCACCGUGUUGUUGUUGAUCCGGAUCCGGAUCCGCCCAGCCAGCCAGCCAGCCAGCCAGGCGGCGUCACAAGCACCGACAAGAUGGCCGAGAGUACGGGUCGAAAGUGAGGGGAGGAAACACAAACACUGGCUGAGCUGAUCCUCUCCUGCGGAGCCUGCGGAGCCGCCAGACCCGGAGAGACGAGCUCAUAGCCCGGAGAUCAGAGCCGCGGUGGUCCGUUGUCCUGGGCGACAUCUCGUUGCUAUGCAGACUGACCGCUUGUCAGUUUGUCAGUUAGUCUGCGUUGGCUAGCUAAGCUAAGCUAAGCUAAGCUAGGCUAAGCUAACGAGCUAACCAUGCUAGCUAGCUGACGUUAGCGAGAGAAUACGCGUCCAGAAAGUGACAUUUUAAUUAAAUAAAUAAACGUAUUCGUGUCUGAGGAGUGACAUUUGUUGGCGUCACUUUCCCGCCGUAAGAGUGGGGACAUUUUGAUUUAACGGUUCAGCUAACUAACGGAUUUCUUAGCUUGCAGAGUUAGCCCAACGGCUGUUAGCAUUUAGCCCAACGGCUGUUAGUUAGUUAGCUUGCUCAGCUGUUUUGGUACCCCGGACUGUAAACAGUGAAGUGAAGGAGCCAGAGGAGGAGCAGGACCAGUCAGCAUCACCAUGGCUCAUUCUCCUGUCCAGGGUCACCUGCCGGGGAUGCAGAACACCAAAGCCGACCCGGAGGAGCUGUUCACCAAGCUGGAGCGCAUUGGCAAGGGCUCGUUCGGCGAGGUGUUCAAAGGCAUCGACAAUCGCACCCAGAAAGUGGUGGCCAUCAAGACCAUCGACCUGGAGGAGGCGGAGGACGAGAUCGAAGACAUCCAGCAGGAGAUCACGGUGCUGAGCCAGUGCGACAGCCCCUUUGUCACCAAGUAUUACGGCUCGUACCUGAAGGACACAAAGCUAUGGAUCAUUAUGGAGUAUUUAGGUGGAGGCUCAGCGUUAGAUUUGAUGGAGCCGGGAGCUCUGGACGAGACCCAGAUCGCCACGAUCCUCAGAGAGAUCCUCAAGGGCCUGGAGUACCUGCACUCUGAGAAGAAGAUCCACCGGGACAUCAAAGCCGCCAACGUGCUGCUGUCCGAGCAAGGCGAGGUGAAGCUGGCAGAUUUCGGCGUGGCGGGGCAGCUCACCGACACCCAGAUCAAACGCAACACCUUCGUUGGCACGCCCUUCUGGAUGGCCCCCGAGGUCAUCAAACAGUCGGCUUAUGACUCCAAGGCUGAUAUCUGGUCUCUGGGCAUCACCGCCAUCGAGCUGACAAAAGGCGAGCCGCCCCACUCGGAGCUCCACCCCAUGAAGGUUCUAUUCCUCAUCCCAAAGAACAACCCGCCCACGCUGGAGGGCAACUACAGCAAACCGCUCAAGGAGUUUAUCGAGGCCUGUCUCAACAAAGAGCCCAGUUUUAGGCCGACCGCCAAAGAGCUGCUGAAGCAUAAGCUGAUCGUCCGCCACGCGAAAAAGACGUCCUACCUGACGGAGCUGGUGGACAAGUACAAGAGGUGGAAGGCGGAGCAGUCCAGAACUACGGAGUCCAGUUCGGAUGAGUCUGACUCAGAGCAGGACGGCCAGGCGUCGGGCGGGAACGACUUUGGCAGCGACGACUGGAUCUUCACCAUCCGAGAGAAGGACCCCAAGAAGCUGCAGAACGGGGAGGGACAGUCGGGGGCGACAGACCAGACAAAAGACAUUCCAAAGAGGCCUUAUUCACAGAGCCUGUCCACAGUCAUCACUCCUGCACUAGCUGAGCUGAAGGCGAGACAGGAGCAGGUGAACGGGAACCCCAUGGUCCUGGAUGAGCUGAGGGAGGCCAUUAUGAUGGCGGAGGAGUCCUACCCCGGCAUCUCCGAUUCCCUGGUGGCCCACAUGGUCCACCGGCUCCAGAGUUUCUCCACAAGCAGGACGUCCUCCUCCUCCCCCUAGAUCUUGGCUCUCAGCCCCAGCCCUGCUCUCCCAGGCCCCCCAGCCCCGCAACACCACAGCCAGGUCAGAGGGUUACAAGUCAGGGGUGGAAGUCUUUUAAUACCAGCUGACUACAUUUGACCUCCCUGUGGGAGGGGCGGGGGCUAACAUAAGCCUGUAAAAAUUACUGAACUCCAAAGCGGAGAGGAACUCUGGAGAGCUUCUUUUAGCCACUUAGGAGAGGAGAAGCUCAGGGGGGCAGCGGGACACGUGGAACCGGCUGUGACGGGACAAAGUCGGAGCAACAUGUCAGACUCUGGGCUCUGUAUAUGUGGGACUUCUCACCGCGGAAGUCUACAUGGAAUUUGCUCCAACGAGGAGGCGAAAAUCUCCCCCCCGAAAUCCAAGACUUCAACCCCCUCUUAAAUGCAGGCGUCAUAUCCCCAGAACCUCUGAAAGCAUGCUUGAUGAACCUGCAGGGAUAUCAUCUUAGUGUGCAAGCUGCGUGCUUAAACGCACAUGUGUGUGUGUGUGUGCACCUGCGAGCGUGUGUGCGUGUGCUCUCGCGUAUGUAAGACUCCCUGUUAAGGCAAAUUGCAGCAUUCUUAAUGAAACCUCAGGUAAAGUGCUUUAAGUGGACUUCGAGGCAGCGGGAGGAAGAGAGGGGGGCGGGGGGGGGCGUCGCCAUGCUGUACAUGAUUGCGGGAAAAUGAAUCACUGUGUACAAAAUGGUCAUGCGCAUUUUGUAGAUAUUGGUGAUGUUUAAAAAGUAGAUAUUUAAAAACAGAACAGAAAAUGCCUUGCCUUUUUGAGAUCCACGCGUCUACGUUCUGGCAUUUCAUCGCAGAUUUCUUUUACCCGUCGUUGAGUGAAAUUCAGUUCAUCAGUGUUUUUCUUCGACUGAGUUCCAAUCGUCCAUUUCAAUCACCUGCUGAAUCAUCGAACUAACUAUGAUACUACUUUGUUUAGAGCUUUGUUUUUGUAGUCGGUGGGGUGGGGUGGGGGGGGGGGAACGCCUACCUGUACUUAUGUUUAGACAAUUACAGUUUGAAAUUGUUUAGGACAAGAUCUGUGUUGGCAGAAUAACAGUAUUGAGUGGAGCCGAGGACAAUUACGAGGGGGAACCACUACGGGCGUUGGAAUGCUGAUAUCAUGUGAAGUAUUAUUUUUUUCCGUGUAAUUUAUCUUUCGCAUUGCUUAAAAAGUGGAGGCGAGGAAUUACUGGCAAGGUAGGCGAUCGCGUCACGACACACAGCCAAACUAAAGCGUAGACAAAAAGAACGUAUAUUGCCAAUAAGUGAUCGUUCCAUUGCAACAUCAGCGCCCAGCGGCAAAGCUGCGCUUCCGCCGUUUUGGACUGAAAGCGACUACUGGACGCCAGUAAAAACGUCCGCCUGCAAAGUGGCGUACAAAAAGUAAAUGUAAAUUAUUUCUAUUCUGUUGUCGUAUUCUGCCAAAAAUGGCCUGUGUUGAACAAUAAUAUAUAUAGACGGGUCUCUGUGCAAAUUGCUGUAACGUUACGUGACUACAGCACUCACAUUCACACCUACAGGCAAUUUAGAGUCAACAAUUAACCUAACCUGCAUGUCUUUGGACUGUUGGGGAAAACCGGAGCACCCGGAGUAAACCCACGCUAACACAGGGAGAACAUGCAAACUCCACACAGCCAAACCCAUUUCAUAACUGGUGAUAAUACCAAACAGAUCUCACACUAAUACGUCGUAUGAUAAUGAUGUCUGGUGGUCAGUCUACGUUUAUUACAACGGUGGUUUUGCCCUCUGAAUGCACCCAGUAAUGUUUGUAUACAAGAAAUCCAUCUAUUAUAAAUUUAAUAAGCGUUUUCAGUCCAAAAUGGCGGCUGUUGUUUUAAAAAAACACACCGGAGUUUGGUCUCUUUGCUUCUAUACUCUUCGGCGUAGAUCAGGACCAGCCAAGCUGCAGACAUCAACGCCAUUCCUCACUCCGGACGUUUCUGUUCUUCACUUCCACGCCACGCUAGAAGUGCCAUGUCCUCUUUUUACGCUCUCACCAGAUGUUUGUACGUAGUAUGAUUUGCACCUUUUUUUUUUGUUUUUUUUUAUUUCCAGAUCAGUUUUUUGCACUUUGAAAGUGUGUCGAGUAUUUAAAGAAGCCUGUAAGAGGAUAAAAAAAAAAAAACACAAAAUGAAAAAAGUUGCUAAUAGCCAUGUUUUACUAUAUAUGUUUACUUAAGAGUUCCAGAAUUUACUACUGUGCUAAUGCAGCAAUAAUGUUGAGGAGUUGCAUCAAGACGCACUUGUCAACACAGGGAUUGAAAGAAAUUAAGAAAUAUCUGAUAUUUUUAUAACUGCAAAGAUGGAAAUAUGGAAUGCUUUAUGGAUAUGGGCACCUUGCCUACCGGCAAAAAAAUAUCUAUACCUUACAGAAAAACAUAUGCUACGGAAAUAACUACAAAAUGUGUACAUUUGGUCUCCUUUAUCAUAGCUGACAGUUUAUAGUACUGUAUAUAAUCUUUGCUUGUGUCAUUUGAGAAUUCCCAAGUUAAAUGUAAGCUCCUUGUAAGCUUUCAAAGUGACAUGAGAAAUAAAGAUCUAAUGCUAACUGAGGA